Molecule: messenger RNA, 5848 nt
Organism: Salvelinus fontinalis (brook trout)
Lineage: Eukaryota; Metazoa; Chordata; Actinopteri; Salmoniformes; Salmonidae
Product: chemerin-like receptor 1
Exons: 2
Coding region: 98-1138 (346 amino acids)
Biological process (GO): complement receptor mediated signaling pathway; chemotaxis; regulation of calcium-mediated signaling
Cellular component (GO): plasma membrane
Molecular function (GO): G protein-coupled receptor activity; complement receptor activity
Source: RefSeq, a predicted model, not a curated record
CACAAGUGACAGUCAAUUGACAACCACCACUGGACAGUGACAUGUCACCACCAUCAAUUGGUCUGUAAGGGAUUGCAAGCCAAAUAACUGCAACACAAUGGAGGAUUAUACAUAUGAAUAUGAUUUUAGCAAUUACACCUAUGACAAUGUUACUCCUCCCGAGGAUGUAGAUUUCAAAACCCACAAGACAUGCUUCACAGAAGUUUCAUGCGUCUCCCUCCUGGUGGUCAAUGUAGUUAUCUUCCUGCUGGGGGUUUGUGGGAAUGGGGUGGUCAUCUGGAUCGCUGGUCUCAAGAUGAAGAAGACAGUCAACACCACCUGGUACCUCAGCCUGGCCGUCUCCGACUUCAUAUUCUGUGCCUGUCUCCCCUUCAACAUCAUCAACACGGUGACAAAGGACUGGAUCUUUGGGGUCUUUAUGUGCAAGUUCACCUCUUUCGUGAUGUUCCUCAACAUGUUCUGCAGCAUCUUCCUCCUGGUCGUCAUCAGUGUUGACCGCUGUGUGUCAGUGAUGUUUCCAGUGUGGGCUCAGAACUACCGCACCAUGGGCAAGGCCUCUGUAGUGGUGGUUCUGGCCUGGGUUGCCUCUGUCACCCUCAGCAUCCCCUCCAUGGUGUUCAGAGACGUCAAAACAUAUUUAGGGACGAGAAAGUGUUUCAAUAACUACAAAGACCAACACAGCCACAAGAUGAUCGCAGUGAGUCGGUUCAUUGGUGGGUUUGUGCUGCCAUUCUUUAUCAUCAUCUUUUGUUACUCUGUCAUCAUCCUGCGACUGAGAACCAACCGAAUGAUGAGCAAGUCCUCCAAGCCCUUCAAAGUUAUGACUGCCCUGAUAGCCACAUUCUUCAUCUGCUGGCUGCCCUACCAUGUCUUUGUACUGCUUGAGCUGAACCACCAAAGCUACAACCUGGAUGUUAUAAGAUCUGGGCUUAUGGUGGGCACUACUGUAGCCAUAGCUAACAGUUUCCUCAACCCAGUGCUGUAUGUUUUCAUGGGCAAUGACUUCCUGCAGAAAUUCAAGAGCUCCAUACUGUCUAAGAUGGCGAAUGCCAUCGGAGAGGAGGGCCGCACCACCAGCCGCUACCUCUCCAGGUCCAGCUCCAUGGAGGGCAGCCGCAGAACCUCCACACACAUCUAAAUCUCUACGAUGAUGGUAAGGCCUCAGUGGCUGCAGAGACUAAGAACACAAUUUUGUUCAGCAACGCUUUGUCUUGUAGAAAGGUCAUGUAAGGUGUGUUUUCACUUUAUGGUCUUAUGGACUAGUUAUAUUUGUCAUAUAUUUGUAUCAUCACAAGUAGUGCUCUUUGUCUCAUGUUAAAACGUAUAUCUGUUUGAUUUGUUUCUCCCAUGAGCUCCAAUAUAUUUUCCUACCGUAACUUUUUCCAACCAAUUUGAAUGUCAUUAUCUCACAUACAGAAUGCGAUGGAGGCCUUGCUGUGAUGUGAUCUUUUGUAGUGAUGUGACCUAACAUAGGCUUAUAACCUAUUUACUAUACAUAUUGAAAUAACAACCUAAUAACCUAAUAAUAAUAACCUUUGCAUAAUGUGUGUCCCUGUAGAUCGUAAGAUGUUAAUCUUAUAAGCAGAAGUCCAUUUGUUUCAGUGAGUGACCAAGCUCAUAGUUCAACGACAUCAAUGAAAACAGGAAAUCCUCCUUUUUGACAGCCAUGUCCCUUGAUGGGAAAUGUUUUUUGAGUGGAAAUCGUUGUGACCUCUUUGUGGUAAUUUGUGUAAAUUAAGCUGAAACAUAUCCCUAUCGCUGAAAAAAAAGCUACCUUCUUAAAGGAAAUGAACAUCACACUGCUUACAGUUCGAAGAGCAGAAAGACUAUUCACACACUUUGAAGUGUACACUGGGUGUACAUAACAAUAAGAACACCUUCCUAAUAUUUGCCCUCAGAACAUCCUCAAUUCGUCUGGGCAUGGACUCCAGAAGGUGUCGAAAGCAUUCCACGUGGAUGCUGGCCUAUGUUGACCAAUGCUUCCCACAGUUGUGUCAAGUUGCCUGGAUGUCCUUUGGGUGGUGGACCAUUCUGAUACACAUGGGAACACAUGAAAAACCCAGAAACACAUGAAAAACCCAGCAGCAUUGCAGUUCUUGACACAAACCAGUGCACCUGGCACCUACUACCAUACCUUGUUCAAAGGCACUUAAACAGUUUGUCUUGCCCAUUCACCCUCUGACUAUAUUACUCAGUCUGCAAACCAGAAUUUGUAAGAUCCUGGUCGAAUGAAACAGACGGAGGCCCAGCUAAAAUAGAUAGUCAAAAAGGUUUAUUCACAGGAACGUUCUAAAGUCAAGAAUACAAAACAAUUAAUUUUAUACUGACUUCUCACGCCCACACAUUCACACAACCAUACACACACCCAUACACACAAACAGACGCACACACAUACACACUAACAGACACAUGUCCUGCUACCCAGCAGACAGAGAUUAGUUCUCUGUUCUCUCCCAAAUCUCUAGUCAGGUCGGCACCAAGAUUAGACAGUCUGUGUUUAUAAUACCAUAAAGAAAUAUUGUCUUUACCCUAAUUCUGACUAGGACUACACAUUUAUAGAUUAUUAUUUAUAGAUUAUUAUUAUUAUUAUUGUGAUUUUAUACAUUCUAAUCACUUCCAUACUUCCAUAUGUUUCAGGGCGGAAUAUUCUAAUCAUUCAAUUAACAGAUCAUUCUCACCUAACAUUGUCUCAAGGCUUAAAAAUACUUCUUUAACCUUUUAUCUACACUGAUUGAAGUGGAUUGAACAAGUGACAUCAAUAAGGGAGGAUAGCUUUCAACUGGAUUCACCUGGUCAAACUAUGUCAGGGAAAGAGCAGGUGUUCAUAAUGUUUUGUGCGCUCAGUGUAUAUACAAUGCAUUCAGAAAAGUAUUCAGACCCCUUGGCUUUUUCCACAUGUUGUGACAUUACAGGCUUACUCUAAAAUGGAUUGCAUACAUUUUGGGGAGCAUGGGAGCAUCACUGCACAACUAUUUUCAGGUCUCUCCAGAGAUGUUUGAUCGGGUUCAUGUCCGGGCUCUGGCUGUGCUACUCAAGGAUAUUCAGAGACUUGUGCCGAAGUCACUACUAAAUUGUCUUGGCUGUGUGCCUAGGGUCAUUGUCCUGUUGGAAGGUUAACCUUCACACCAGUCUGAGGUUCCGAGCGCUCUGGAGCAGGAUUUCAUAAAGGAUCUCUCUGUGCUUUGCUCCGUUCAUCUUUCUCUCGAUCCUGACUUGUCUCCCAGUCCCUGCCGCUGAAAACAUCCCCACGGCAUGAUGCUGCCACCACCAUGCUUCACCGUAGGGAUAGUGCCAGCUUUCCAACAGCCGUGACGCUUGGCAUUCAGGCCAAGGAGUUCAAUCUUGAUUUCAUCAGACCAGAGAAUCUUGUUUCUCAUGGUCUGAGAGUCCUUUAGAUCCCUUUUGGCAAACUCCAAGCGGGCUGUCAUGUGCCUUUUACUAAGGAAUAACUUCCGUCUGGCCACUCUACCAUAAAGGCCUGAUUGGUGGAGUGCUGCAGAAAUGAUUGUCCUUCUGGAAGGUUCUCCCAUCUCCACAGAGGAACUUUGUGACCAUCAGGUUCUUGGGCACCUCCCUGACCAAGACCCUUCUUCCCCAAUUGCUCAGUUGGCUGGGCGACCAGCUCUAGGAAGAGUCUUGGGGGUUACAAACGUCUUCCAUUUAAGAAUGAUGGUGGCCACUGUGUUCUUGGGGACCUUCAAUGCAGCAGAAAUGUUUUGGUACCCUUCCCCAAAUCUGUGCCUUGACACAAUCCUGUUUCGGAGCUGUUCGAACAAUUCCUUCGACCUCACGGCUUGGUUUUUGCUCUGCCAUGCACUGUCAACUGUGGGACCUUAUAUAGACAAGUGUGUUUCUUUCCAAAUCAUGUCCAAUCAAUUGAAUUUACCACAGGUGGACUCCAAUCAAGUUGUAGAAACAUCUCAAGGAUGUUGAUCAAUGGAAACAGGAUGCGCCUGAGCUCAAUUUUGAGUCUCAUAGCAAAGGGUCUGAAUACUUAUGUAAAUAAGUGUAACUUUUUUAAAAAUACAUUAGCAAAGAAUUCUAAAAACAGGAUUUUGCUUUUAAAAAUGUAUUUAUGAAUUUUAGUGUAAUGCUGUAACGUAACAAAAUGUGGAAAAAGUCAAGAGGUCUGAAUACUUUCCGAAUGCACUGUAUACAUCUGCCUCAGCUAUUGCAAACAUCCAUACACAACAUAUUGUCCAGCCCUAUCCAAAACAAAGCAUUUGUGGUCGUCUGGAUUGCUGGACAUUGCGUUUUGGAACAAAACUCUUCAUUUAUAUUUCCUGCCAUACAUCACCCAUCUUGUUGUGGACAGGUUUCUAUGUAAUCAGAUUUAUACCAUGACAUGUAAUUCAGCCCACCUCACCAACUGUCAGAUCAUCUGCUGUGACACUGAAAGUCAAGUGUAAUUACAUACCCAAGCUGAGAAUCAUAUUGGAGAGUCCUGUGUUUACACUCAGGGUGAACAACACAUGGACAACACAUUUCACACAACCAUUGUGUGACUUGAUUAAUGUGAACUCAUUGUUAAUGUAUUUGUAAAAACACAACCAUUGUUCUUUUCAAUCUACCUCUUUAAAUUUGUUUAUCUGAUGAAUAAGAUGAAUAGGCUAGGAUCUUGUAUUGCAGAGGAAGGCAACCCUGGUCCUGGAGUGCCGCAGGCACUUCAUGUGUUUGAUUUAACCGACCUGGAAGACAAUGUGUGUUGAAUGUAUGCAAUCACUGAACUUAUCAAUUAGCUCAGUUGAUCAGGUGUGGCGCCUAGUUGUAACAACAUCCUGUUAUACAGUGGGGCAAAAAGUAUUGUCAGCCACCAAUUGUGCAAGUUCUCCCACUUAAAAAGAUGAGAGAGGCCUGUAAUUUUCAUCAUAGGUACACUUCAACUAUGACAGACAAAAUGAGAAAAAAAAUUCCAUAAAAUCACAUUUAAUGAAUUUAUUUGCAAAUGAUGGUGGAAAAUAAGUAUUUGGUCAAUAACAAAAGUUUAUCUUAAUACUUUGUUAUAUACCCUUUGUUGGCAAUGACAGAGGUCAAGCGUUUUCUGUAAGUCUCCACAAGGUUUUCACACACUGAUGCUGGUAUUUUGGCCCAUUCCUCCAUGCAGAUCUCCUCUAGAGCAGUGAUGUUUUGGGGCUGUUGCUGGGCAACACGGACUUUCAACUCCCUCCAAAGAUUUUCUAUGGGGUUGAGAUCUGGAGACUGGCUAGGCCACUCCAGGACCUUGAAAUGCUUCUUACGAAGCCACUCCUUCGUUGCCCGGGCGGUGUGUUUGGGAUCAUUGUGAUGCUGAAAGACCCAGCCACGUUUCAUCUUCAAUGCCCUUGCUGAUGGUAGGCUGUUACUUUGGUCCCAGCUCUCUGCAGGUCAUUCACUAGGUCCCCCCGUGUGGUUCUGGGAUUUUGUCUGUCAUAGGUGCAGUGUACCUAUGAUGAAAAAAUUACAGGCCUCUCUCAUCUUUUUAAGUGGGAGAACUUGCACAAUUGGUGGCUGACUAAAUACUUUUUUGCCCCACUGUAUGUGUGGUACUCCAGGAACCGGGCUGCCUUGUUUGUAUAUUGGACCAUGUUUGUAAUUAUUUAUGGUAAACCACAGAAAGAGAAGCUGCUUGUUAAAAGGAACUUAACUGGGAAGCAGAAAGAGCAUUGUCACAUUCUAACUGAAUUACAUUUGUAAUUCUGCAGCAGACUGUUUCUGCCUUUUCUGAUUAAAUCCAAUGUUUUGAGAAAUAGAAAGUUAAUUGAUGUACACUUGUUAGGCUUUACGUUAGCUUACAGUCACAAUACUGUUUUUGUUUAAUGUACAUUGUUUUAAUGUAUUUAAUAAUUAAAAGUCAUGUGACAGAAACAAA